AUGCUGUCAGAAAUUGACUUGAUUUUUGCCAUCGCUCUUGCCAUAUCGUGGACAUGUGGGACCAUCCUGAACUCAUCCAUUAUAGCUGUGUAUCUCAGUGACUGGAAGAAGGGAAUCAACCUUGGUGCCUGCGAUCAAAUCAUUCUCACCAUGGGUUGCAACAAUCUACUCCUGCAGUGGAUUUUAACAUUGCAUCUGGUGGCUUUUCGAUUAUACGGUCUAUUUGUUGAGGUAUUUCUUGUAGCUCCUGUGUCCUUGAUGUUGAACUUUGGAAUUUCUCUCUCAUUUUGGCUCACUGCCUGGCUCAGCAUCUACUACUGUGUGAAACUGGUCAACUUCUCCAGCAGAUUCUUUAUUCGAUUAAAGAGAGAAAUUUCAACUGCAGUUACAUACUGCAUAGUGGGUACCAUCGUUACUUCAUUCGUUAUUCGUUUGCCCAUUAUUUGGACAAUGCACAAAACAACCAACCAAAAUCUAACAAGGAUUAAUAGUAUCUUCUAUGAUAAUAUUGCACUUGUUUCAUUUAAUGCUGUAUUUAUUUGCUUCCUUCCAACUAUUAUAACUUCCUUCAGUAUUGGACUCAGUUUGAUGUCCCUUUUGAAACAUGUCCAUAAGAUGAAGCAGAAUUCUUCUGAGUUCUGGAAUCCUCAGCUGAAGAGCCAUGUUAAAGCUUGCGGGACAAUGCUACUUCUUUUGACUGUGAACUUGAUAUUCUUUCUGGCUAUUUUUCUUUACUCCCUCUUAAACCGUAAGGCUGGAGCUACUGAGAAAUAUGUAGCCUGGUUUAUUAUGAUGUCAGAUCCCUCAAGUCAAGCUAUAAUUCUUCUGUUUGGUAAUGCCAGGUUAGCAACUGCCUGGUCAAAGUUCUUAUUUUCUUAGUGAUAAAGGCUUAUCAAUGAAAUCUGUCCUACUGUACAAUAAUUAUGUUAAGGUUAAUGGCUGGUGAAACUGGUGAAAGCAUAUUUAUUCUUUAAGUCUAUAAUUACUUUACUAACCAAUGAGAAACUGAUUUCUAUGAUGUGAAAGCUUGAUUUUAACUUAAAUACCAUAUUUUCAUAAUUUGACUUCAAUGGCAGAGGAACUAGUACUAAACAGAAAAGAUGUCUGUUCAAUGUAAAGA
Molecule: messenger RNA, 1120 nt
Organism: Xenopus laevis (African clawed frog)
Lineage: Eukaryota; Metazoa; Chordata; Amphibia; Anura; Pipidae
Product: taste receptor type 2 member 30
Exons: 1
Coding region: 1-879 (292 amino acids)
Source: RefSeq, a predicted model, not a curated record